CAACCCACCAAAACUGCAUUCUGGCAUCCCUGGGACUACAGGCUCAUCUCACCAUGACAAGUUACCUCCCUCCACCGUGACUCUUUUAGCCAAGACUCUGCAAUGUCCACACCAUGUUGUGCGACGACAGCACUCGUGUUGUGGCUGUGUUUGUGCCCAGCGGCCACCUUGGUGCCCCUUCUGCAGCUGGUGACCGACUAUGCCGACUACCGCGGUCUUUCUGCCGUCAAUCUGUUUGUCAGCAGACAGUCAGGUCGGUUCAGUAAGAGCCAGCUGACCAGUCUGGUUGUCGCGCUGACAAGCGGCCGGGAGCGGUACGUGGCGCUCCACUUCUUACCUCUGACGGCGCACCAGCUCGAGGAAGUGAUGGCCAGCACGGGAGGCUCCGCCGGAGCCUCAGAGUUUGUCGUCCUCAGCGACGACGACCUCUCGCUCCAGUUUCUACAGAUGGUGCACAGAAACCACUAUAUGUCGGAGGACAACGCGUGGCUGGCCAUCAGCGACGGUGGCAGAGUGCGCAAGUGGAUGGCCAACUUCUAUCUGCCUGUUGAUUCACAGUUGGUGAUAGCCGAGCUGCGUGGCGGCAGCGGUCGGGGCGCGGCGGGGGGUGCCCCCCUCUCGGCGGAGCUGGUGGAGACCUAUCAGCUGCGGGAGCGGCUCCCUCUCCGAGCCGUCACCUUCGCCCGGUGGCGGUACAGCCCGGGAGCCGGCUCCGAGCGGAUGCUCCACUGGGUGAACGGCUCCAUCUACGAACGGAGACACGACUGGAGCGGCCUCGAGCUGCACAUCACCACCGUGGGGGACCCUCCGUUCAUCAAAUACCACAAAACUCCAGUACCGGACGUCGGGGGCUACAUCGGCGAGCUAUGGAAGGAGCUAGCCAAGAUACUGAAAUUCACGUACCGCGUCACCUACUCGGUGGACGGCGUCUGGGGCUCCCAGCUGGGCAACCACAGCUGGAGCGGCGUGGUGGGCAUGCUGCACCGGCGGGAGGUGGACGUGUCGGUCACUGACCUGUCCGUCACCGAGGCCAGGUCGGCCGUCAUCGACUACUCCACCGGACUCAUGUUCAUCAGAAUGCGAAUGUUCAUAAAGAGGCCGUCGGCGCUGGACGUCAGUUGGACCACCUACCUGGACGUGUUCGACCUGAACCUGUGGCUGGUGCUCGUCUGCACCGUCGUCAUCGGCAGCACUGCCAUGUUCGGCAUGUACAGGCUGGAGCGGCGCCUCGGGCUCAGGCAGGACGGCUCCGGCGUCUUCAGCUGGAGGGACAGCCUGCUGCACUUCUUCGGCGCGCUCUGCCAGCAAGGUGCCGAGGGUCUGCCCGAAGGCCUGGGCACCCGCUUCUUCUUCUGGUUCUUCUACGUGUCGAUGGUGACGGUGUUCGCGGCCUACUCGGCCAUGCUGGUCUCCUUCCUGGCCGUCCAGACGGUGGUGCUGCCGUUCGAGGACGUGGAAGGUCUUCUCGAGGACGGCACCUACCAGCUGGGCGUGCUCAGAGGCACGUCGCAGCUCGACUACUUCAGGCUCUCGCCAAACCCCGUGUUUCGAAAAGUGUACGAGAAGCAUAUCGUCGAAAUGUCGAGCAACGAAGAGGGAUACAAACACGUCCGCACGCAGAACUUCGCAUACCUCGACACUUACGAAACAGCGGUGCUACUGAAAGACUGUGACAUAAUCAACAUCAAGAAAGAUUACUUUAAACAUAUGGUAGCGUUUGGAUUUCAAGAAGGCUCACCAUAUAGGACGUUUAUUAAUUUUCAGCUGAGUCGACUGGACGAAAUGGGUCUCAUGUCUCAGCUGCUCUCCCGCCAUUGGCAGCACCACGACUCAUGCGAGGUCGACUCGCUGGAGGGUCUGGGCCUGCCGUCCGUGUUCUCCGCGUUCGUCCUGCUGGCCGGCGGCGUGGGGGCCGGCCUGCUCAUCAUGCUGGUCGAGUGCGUCUGGUCUCGUCUACGGCGACGCUGGAGGCGGCAGACGGCAGUGGGGCCGGCGGCGGCACUGAGGGCAAUUCGUUCGAAGAAGGCAGCGACAAUGGGAGUCUGGGCGGCGCCAGAACCACGGGAUGCAACCCAGAGAAAAUCGGCGACCAUGGGACUCUGGGCGACGCCAGAGCAGCGAGAUAUAACCGAGAGGAAGUCAGCUGCGAUGGGAGCCUGGUCGACGCCGGAUGAACGCGAAAUGACCGAGAGGAAGGCGGUCGGCAUCUUCUCCGACUUCACCCGGGAGGUGCCUCUAGACGCCUCGCCGUAUCUUAGCGACACGACGUUUUCGGAAAUAUGGCAGCCGAAACCGACACCAGCCUUUGAAAAACGCUCCGACACUUCGUCCGCCCAGCGCAGGGAGGCGAUAUGGCAGCGCUUGAUGCGGGAUUGAUAUUGUUACAGUGAAAACGAGCAAUUCCCAUUCAGAUGAAUUGCGCUAUCAUACCAUUUGUGCCUAUGACGAUAGUACACUGACCCGUUACCCUGAUUUGGCUAAAAUAAAGGAUUUUUUGCGUUUAAAGUAAAAAUGUUUUAGCCCGCGCACCGACGGGGGUCUGCGCCAACUUCGCACCGACGGGGGGGGGGCGGAUGACCGCCCCCCUGAGAUAUCGAGAACGAAGCAAGAUAGCGACAAGCGGUAAACGGCAUCGGAUACGCACGGACAAGGUCUACAAUUUUUACAAAGGUCAUUUUCAGGUCAGGUCAAAGAUGACGUCACAGGGGUCGAAAGUCAAAAUGGCGGCGCUAGAUACCUAUGGAGAGAGUUUUUCUCGAAUAACUUUCGAACUAGUCAAGAUAGGAACAAACUAAGGGCAUCAUCGUGAUCCACUCGUCAAUCCGCAUCGAAUGAUAUAUAUAUGUUGACCUCGAAAGGUCAAGGUCAAAGGUUGACCUCAGGUCACGUGACCUCGAGGUCAUCAUGUAUAUCAUUCGAUGCGUCCUGACGAGCUGAACACAAUGAGACCAUCCGCGCGGCUGUAUCUUGUUCCUGUACGGAGUUAUUGUCAAAAAAACCUUUGGUGACCUUUGAUGACGUCACAUGACCUUACAGCUGCCCAACAGCAAAACAGACCUCAAGGUAGUGAAGGUUGAUCGUAUAUAAAGUCAUGUAUGGUAUAUGGGGCCAUUCCGACCCGUUUUAGUGGUAAAAACAGGGAGUUGGUUCCCCCCCCCCCAUUGACUUAUAAUGGGGAGGUCGCGAAAUUGACCUGACCUUAGGUCAUCGACAUCAAAAUUCCGAGAUAUACAAAUGGUAGCUACAAAUGACCUAAUAACAUCCUGCGACUUUCAAAGCCCUCCGACAUCUACUGUAGCUCUGGCACGGUGACAAAGUUGCAAAAAAGUGACUUGAGGUUGGGUCAUUCAAAGUGACCUGGUGACCUGACCGUAGAAGUUAGGAGGCUCAAACUUGCACAUCAUGUGUAAAAUUGAUGAGAGAAUAGUCGUACCAAAUUUCGCGGCGUUACGCGCCGCGGUUUUCCCGCUAUCCGCGAAAAACCUCAGGGGGCGGAUAUCCGCCCCCCGUCGGUGCGCGUGUUAAUGUCUGCUAUCCUAUGAUUUGUUUGAUUAUCUUCUUACUUACCAUUGCAUUUCCAGUACCUCCCUGAGUUCCUAUGACUCAUCGAAGCCAUGACUGUAGAAGUCAUUUUGUCGGCAUUAGCCGUUUUCACGACGGCCAUCUGGUACACAUUUGGUGCAGAUUAGGUGCAGAUUUGGUCAAAUUAGGUUCAGUGUAUCACUUAGAAGCUAUCAACUAGGGUUGCACUAAUUGCUGCUUAUAUGCCUCCUUUGUCAUAUUAUCAGAGAGUAAUCAUCGAUUAAAAACCUGAAAUAAAUUCAUUAAAUGAGGAUAUUUGCUGUAAAAGAGAUUAGGUGCAGAUUUGGUCAAAUGAGGUGCAUUCGCCAGAUAGCCCGUCGUGAAAACGGCUAAGUUCAGUUCGGUUAUUCAUGUUUGAAAACCCAUCAUAUGUGCAUUGUACAUUGUACAUUCGCAGUAGCCAGUAACUACCACUCGGUUGAUAGUUUAGAAGGAUUUGCAAUAUAAUAAUAUGAAGCCAGAAGCUGUACGUAUAGUAUAUAUUCAUAUACAAGUAGUGGUACCCUUAAUAUCAUACUAUGUAUGCAGUAAAUGGGCCUUGUUCGAAUAGUUUGAUUUUGAUAUACAAGUUUGCUUAUUUCUCAAAGGCUAAAAGGUACAACAUAUAGUCACAAACCCGUAUAUUUUACUACAUCGUGUGUUAUGGAUUGGAAUUUGGACAUUUCAUUUUCACUGUAUUUUUUCCAAUGAAACCCGCGCCCCGUAGGGCUACCGGCGGACCCUACCACCCGUAGGGGGGGGGGGGGGGCCGUUUCGGCCCCCCCUAAGAUCUCGGAAAGUUACCGGCCGAUUUUCAAAAUUCAAACGGCGUUCGAUAGCCCCACCCGGGAACUACCUUGUGACCAAAUUUCAUUGACCUAGGUCAAACCGAUGACGUCACAGGUCAGGUCAAAGGUCAGAUUUUCACCGUUCACAGGCAUUUCAAGAAAUGUGUUGUGAAAUCGAGUUAAUUGGUAAUUUAUUGAAAACCAUCGAUGGUACAUUGUUCGUCAAACACAUACUUUGCUAUCUGAGGUCACUGAUACCAGGUCAGGUCACAGCGAGGUCAGGUCACCGGGGUCACAAUAUGAAAGUGUCGUGUGAUACAUGUUUUAUGGUCCAUUUUACAUGACAAAUGCGAUUAUGUGGGUUAGGCAGCCUUUGGGGCCAGCCUAGGUCACGUUUUGGUGAAGGUCAGGUCAAGGUCAGGUCAAAUAAGGUCAAAUUUCAAAGUUGAUAUUUUUGCAUAAAAUGGGUAUCGAUUCGAUGCAGCUCGUCACGGGGAGUCUAAUGGUGGUCUUUGUUUUGCUCUACGAGGUCUAGAACUGCCAAAAAUUGAGUUUGAAAAUUUGACGUCAUCAAUUUUGAACAGUUUUUUGCUAUAACUUGGCCAAAAAACGAGGUAUCGAUCUGAAAUUCGGUAUGUAGAUAGAAGACGGUAGGUACUAUCACAUAUAUUCCGGUUUUUUUGAAACUCAAAAAACUUUUUGGAUUUUUUGGCUAAUAUAUCCAAAAAAUGUUUUUUUGAUUUUUGGGGUUCAAAACUCAAAAAUUUCAAAAAUCCGAGAUAGCAGUUUUGUAGCCCUGUCAAUUCUACACCUUUUAUGUCUUGAUCAUUUUUCUGUAUCUUCAAAGCUGUAGGCCUGACAGGUCUUCUCGCGAAGGUCUUUUUUCGGUCGAAAAUGACAGAACAUGACGUCAUUCUGACGUCAUUUGUGGCCAACCUAUCAUAGCCUCUGGAAAAAUUUUUGGUCACAAUGUGUAAAAUUGAUGCCCGGAGGGGUCCUGAAAGUUUGGUGGCGAUAUCUGAAGCGGUUUAGGAGAUAUCGACCGAAAAGGACAGGGGGGCCGUUUCGGCCCCCCCCUACGGGGCGCGGGUUAAUCAGAUUCAAUGCAGCGAGUUAUUUUAAACAGGUCGGGUAACCGGAAGCCAAUGGUUUCCGAAUAGUUACCGAAAGCUUACCUAUUUUAGGUCGCCUUUACGAUAACAUUAUCAAUGACCUUUGGUACUGGCAUGGACAUUGUGAUGACGUGUAUUCGUGUUUUCAUAUCUAUACCUAUACCUAUACCAAUGCUGUCAUGGAAUAUAUCUACAUAAUCUCAGC
Amphibalanus amphitrite is the source of this 5666-nucleotide messenger RNA. Its product is annotated as probable glutamate receptor. Gene Ontology annotation, cellular component: membrane. The transcript is spliced from 12 exons. The record is from RefSeq and is a predicted model, not a curated record. NCBI's taxonomy places the organism in Eukaryota, Metazoa, Arthropoda, Thecostraca, Balanomorpha, Balanidae. The coding region runs from base 103 to 2376 and encodes 757 amino acids. Gene Ontology annotation, molecular function: glutamate-gated receptor activity.